Amyelois transitella is the source of this 1610-nucleotide messenger RNA. It is a transcript of the gene Hel25E, whose product is annotated as ATP-dependent RNA helicase WM6. Gene Ontology annotation, molecular function: RNA binding; ATP binding; RNA helicase activity. The record is from RefSeq and is a predicted model, not a curated record. The transcript has a single exon. Bases 118 to 1395 code for a protein of 425 amino acids. Gene Ontology annotation, biological process: mRNA export from nucleus; mRNA splicing, via spliceosome. Lineage: Eukaryota; Metazoa; Arthropoda; Insecta; Lepidoptera; Pyralidae.
UGAUUACUAAAGAUUGACGCCGAGGACGCCAUUGUUGUAAAAAGGUUUUGAAAAUAUAUUUCACGUGCUCAAAGAGAUUGUAGUGAAGACACUAGAUCAAGUUAAAUAAAACAAACAAUGGCUGAUAACGACGAUCUUCUCGAUUACGAAGAUGAAGAGCAGGCAGAUCAGCAGACCGCUGAUGGAGCAACCGAAGCGGCGCCAAAAAAAGAGGUUAAAGGCUCCUACGUAUCUAUCCACAGCUCCGGCUUUAGGGAUUUUCUCCUGAAACCAGAGAUCUUACGUGCUAUCGUCGACUGUGGUUUUGAACAUCCUUCAGAAGUUCAACAUGAGUGCAUUCCGCAGGCGGUAUUGAGCAUGGAUAUCCUAUGCCAAGCGAAAUCGGGUAUGGGCAAAACAGCAGUGUUUGUUUUGGCUACUUUGCAGCAAUUGGAGCCUUCGGAGAAUCAUGUAUACGUGCUAGUUAUGUGCCAUACAAGAGAGCUAGCUUUCCAGAUCAGCAAGGAGUACGAAAGAUUUUCUAAAUACAUGUCGGGAGUUCGUGUUGCGGUGUUCUUCGGUGGCAUGCCAAUACAGAAGGAUGAGGAGGUGCUCAAGACGGCUUGCCCGCACAUCGUUGUCGGUACCCCCGGAAGAAUUCUAGCGUUAGUGAACAGUAAAAAACUGAAUUUGAAACAUCUGAAGCAUUUUAUCCUGGACGAGUGUGACAAGAUGCUUGAAUCUCUAGAUAUGAGGCGGGAUGUACAGGAGAUAUUUAGGAAUACCCCUCAUGGCAAGCAGGUCAUGAUGUUUUCUGCUACCCUUAGUAAGGAGAUCCGGCCAGUAUGCAAGAAGUUUAUGCAGGACCCCAUGGAAGUGUAUGUGGAUGACGAAGCCAAGCUGACACUGCACGGCCUGCAGCAGCACUACGUCAAGCUCAAGGAAAAUGAGAAAAAUAAGAAAUUAUUUGAGCUCUUGGAUGUGCUAGAAUUUAAUCAAGUGGUUAUAUUUGUGAAGUCUGUGCAAAGAUGCAUAGCUUUAGCUCAACUCCUGACUGACCAGAACUUCCCGGCAAUUGGCAUUCAUCGUAACAUGACACAAGAUGAGCGUCUCUCACGAUACCAGCAAUUUAAGGAUUUCCAGAAGAGAAUUCUAGUGGCCACUAAUCUUUUUGGACGAGGAAUGGAUAUUGAAAGAGUGAAUAUUGUAUUCAACUAUGAUAUGCCUGAGGAUUCGGACACAUACCUGCAUCGUGUAGCUCGUGCGGGCCGUUUUGGUACCAAAGGUCUUGCAAUUACCAUGGUGUCUGAUGAGAAUGAUGCCAAAAUUUUGAACGAGGUCCAAGAUCGCUUUGAUGUAAAUAUAACAGAGUUGCCGGAAGAAAUUGAGUUGUCUACUUACAUUGAAGGGCGAUAGAUUUAAAAAUGUACUUCAUUCCUCUACUAAUUAACUUCAUUAAUUUUGUAUCAAUCAGCUGAUAUCAAAUUGUGAUUUUGUUAACACUUAAGAACCGUGUUGUCUAAGUAUUCUCGUAGGCAUUUGGUUUGUAUAAUUAAGAAGUCUACACUAGUUUUGUGUCCAAAUAUUUUUAGGUUAAAGAGUAAUUAAACUGACAUUUGGUAUUUACUAAA